This is a messenger RNA of Malaclemys terrapin pileata, 1294 nucleotides long. Its product is annotated as myb/SANT-like DNA-binding domain-containing protein 2. The transcript has 2 exons. NCBI's taxonomy places the organism in Eukaryota, Metazoa, Chordata, Testudines, Emydidae. The record is from RefSeq and is a predicted model, not a curated record. Bases 454 to 1008 code for a protein of 184 amino acids.
UAAUAAAAAUCUGGACUCACAUGGUGAGCCCCAAGGGAGAACAGUCAUUUCUUUAAAAGAAGCCUCCUCUGAGGCCUAGUCUACACUACAACUUUAAUUCGGAUUUAGCAGCCUUAAUUCGAAUUAACUCUGCACCCGUCCACACAACGACGCCAUUUAAUUCGAAAUAAAGGGCUCUUUAAAUCGAUUUCUGUACUCCACCCCGACGAGCAGAGUAGCGCCAAAAUCGAUUUUAGCAUUUCGAAUUAGGGUUAGUGUGGCCGCAAUUCGAUGGUAUUGGCCUCCGGGAGCUAUCCCACAGUGCACCAUUGUGACCGCUCUGGACAGCAAUCUGAACUCAGAUGCACUGGCCAGGUAGACAGGAAAAGCCCCAGGAAUAUUUGAAUUUCAUUUCCUGUUUGCCCAGCAUGGAGAGCACAGGUGACCACAGAUAGCUCAUCAGCACAGGUAACCAUGCAGUCUGAUAAUCGAAAAAGAGCACCAGCAUGGACCGUACGGGAGGUACUGAAUCUGAUCGCUAUAUGGGGAGAGGAUUCAGUGCUAGCAGAACUUCGUUCUAAAAGACGAAAUGCCAAAACUUUUGAAAAAAUCUCCAAGGGCAUGAUGGAGAGAGGUCACAAUAGGGACUCAGAUCAGUGCCGCAUGAAAGUCAAGGAGCUCAGACAAGCCUAUCAAAAAACAAAGGAGGCAAACGGUCGCUCCGGGUCAGAGCCGCGGACAUGCCGCUUCUACGCCGAGCUGCAUGCAAUUCUAGGGGGGGCCGCAACCACUACCCCACCUGUGACCGUGGAUUCCGGGUCAGGGAUAGUCUCAUCAGCUACACCUGAGGAUUCUGCGGAUGGGGAAGAGGAGGAGGACGAGCUUGCAGAGAGCACCCAGCACUCCAUUCUCCCCAACAGCCAGGAUCUUUUUCUCAGCCUGACUGAAGUACCCUCCCAACCCUCCCAAGCCAGUAUCCAAGACCAUGACCCCAUGGAAGGGACCUCAGAAUCGGCGUUCCAUGGAUAGAACCUGCCCCAUUAACAACAUGAUCUCCAAAGCACUGGGGCCCACGGUUUGACAGAAUUCUGUGUCCAUGUCCGUGUCCGUGUCCAUGUCCUCAUCACGCUUGUUGCUGCGCUGCUGCCGCCGCUGCCUCCUCACCUCAUUUUUCUGGUCCUGGCUCAGCAUAAACUCCACGAGUACGCGCGAGGUGUUUACAAUGUUCAUGACUGCUGUCUUGAGCUGAGUGGGCUCCAUGCUUGCCGUGGUAUGGAGUCUGCAGUGUUCACCCAGGAAAAAAGGCGCGAAAUGG